This is a messenger RNA of Durio zibethinus, 3698 nucleotides long. RefSeq lists its product as uncharacterized. Lineage: Eukaryota; Viridiplantae; Streptophyta; Magnoliopsida; Malvales; Malvaceae. The record is from RefSeq and is a predicted model, not a curated record.
AACGGUCAAUUGAUCCCAAAAAAACUUUAAAAAUAACUUCUGGUCGCACUCUUUUAUAUUCUACAUUUUACGACCACCAAAUUUUCCGUUCAAAAGAUAGAAUCCACAGUUUCACCGCCGUUUUGUUGUAAUUUUCCUGCCGUUUUAUGCUUUUCUCCCCUUUUGAAACCCUGUUCGUGCAAAAUAUCCUUCAAAUUAAGAAAUAAUAAAAAAACGUGUUUAGAUCUGAAGGCGCAGUUGGAUUGGGGGGGCGGCGUAUCGAAGCGCUUGAAUGAUCGGACGUUCUGUUGAGUUCUGAGGGUGGAGAACUGGUUUCCGUUGGGAGGAGAGGGUGGUUUUUGAUGGGCGAUCUCCGAGAUUGGUCGCCAAAAUCAAACGACGUCGUGUCUAACCAGAGGUCUUCAUCGUCAUCGAAUCAAGCGGGGAUUGGUGCAGAGUAUUUGCAAAAGGCUGAGGAAGCAACGCAGGGGAUCAUAGCCCAGGUUCAGCCAACGGUUGUUUCAGAAGAAAGGAGAAAAUCGGUCAUCGAUUACGUUCUGAGACUAAUUAGGAAUCAUCUUGGUUACGAGGUAUUUCCAUUUGGGUCAGUGCCCUUGAAGACCUAUCUUCCUGAUGGAGAUAUUGAUUUGACAGCCUUUGGUGCCCUAAACUCUGAGGAGGCUUUGGCCAAUGAUGUAUGUUCUGUUCUUGAAAGAGAAGACCAAAACAGAGCUGCGGAGUUUGUGGUGAAGGAUGUCCAAUUAAUUCGGGCAGAGGUUAAGCUUGUAAAGUGUCUAGUGCAGAACAUUGUGGUAGAUAUCUCUUUUAAUCAGUUGGGGGGGCUAUGUACGUUGUGCUUUCUUGAGCAGGUUGAUCGUCUUAUUGGAAAAGAUCAUCUAUUUAAACGCAGUAUUAUACUGAUAAAGGCUUGGUGCUACUAUGAGAGCCGUAUUCUUGGGGCUCAUCAUGGUUUGAUUUCUACCUAUGCUUUGGAGACUUUGGUGCUGUAUAUUUUCCAUCUAUUCCACUCAUCACUUGAUGGUCCUUUAGCGGUUUUAUAUAAAUUUUUGGAUUACUUUAGCAAAUUUGAUUGGGAAGACUACUGCAUCAGUUUGAAUGGUCCGAUCCAUAUAUCCUCCCUGCCAGAUAUUGUGGUUGAGAUGCCUGAAAAUGGUGGGGGGGAUUUACUGCUCAGCAAUGUUUUUCUCAGGGAAUGUGUGGAAAAGUUCUCAGUUCCAUCAAGGGGAUUUGAGACUAAUUCGCGCACAUUCCCUCAAAAGCAUCUAAACAUUGUAGAUCCUUUAAGAGAAAACAAUAAUCUUGGUCGCAGUGUAAGCAAAGGGAACUUUUAUCGUAUAAGAAGUGCUUUCAAUUAUGGGGCUCGGAAGCUGGGGUGCAUUCUUUCCCAGGCAGAAGAAAGCAUAGCAGAUGAACUUCGUAAGUUUUUCUCGAACACUCUGGAUAGGCAUGGAAGUGGACAGAGGCCUGAUGUUCAAGAUCCUGCCUCGUUGUCUAGAUUCAGUGGAUUUGGUGCAACAUCAUCAGUUUCAGGUACAGAGUCAUGUCAAGAAGAUCAAACCUUUUAUGAAUCAGAAUUUUCACAUGCAAGUACCAUGCCUGGGAAUUAUGGAUCUGAUAAUGAGGGAUCAUUGCACAAAGUCAGCAAUGGUAAUGUAUCUGGAAGGGAAACAAAUUUUAGUAGAACCCUUAAUGAACCGCAAGGUUCUGCAAAUGCUAUGAGUGUUUCAGAAGUCCGUCUCUCUGGGGAUGCUUUAGACCUGGCAACCGCCAGAAUUCAAGGUCUUGUAAUUUCAAAUAAUGCACAUAAAUCUUGCCCUCUGAAUGCAGAGGACGGUGUUUCUUCAUUGGAGAAUGUACGACAUGCACCUCAUCUCUAUUUCUGUAGCUCAUCUUUGGAUAAUGGAGAUAUAAGAAAUGGAAAUGCAGAAUGCAAACAAUCAGAAAAUUCUGGCUUGACUGAAAAUAAUAUGACUUCUGGUAUUCUUCCAGCAACCAGUGAGGAGCUGGGUACUAAUGUACAUGGUGAUCACAGCAAGAAUCAGUUGGUUGUUAGUCAAGGGGUUCAGUACCCUGUUGGAUUGAAGCACCAUCCCUUGAUUUCAAGUUCUGCUUCGUCAUCUGAGGAUUUAUUUCCUGGAUAUUCCAGUUAUCCGGCUUCCACUAGUGCUGCUGGGAGUCAGGAAGCUUUGAGCUCAUUGUCAGAUCUUUGUGGGGAUUAUGAUACUCACUUACGUAGUUUGGAUUGUGGCCGCUAUGAAUAUACCAUCAGUGCUUCUGCUCCUUCAAUUUCUUCACCUUUGGUUUCUCAGUUACAGAGCAAGAAUUCAUGGGAUGUAGUACGACAGUCAGUGCAGUUCCGGCGAAAUGCAAUUUCCCCGAUAAAUGCUAAUGGUGUUGUACCACAGCAAGCCUACUAUUCCAUGAACCCAACAAUGCUACAUGGUUCAGGCUUUGGAAUGGAAGAAAUGCUAAAGCCUCGAGGAACAGGGACAUACUUUCCCAAUCCCAACACGAACCAUUAUAGAGAUAGGUCCUUGACAUCAAGGGGAAGGAACCAAGCACCAGCAAGGUCUCCGCGCAACAACGGUCCUUCGAUUAAAUCCCCAGAUACUAAUUCACUGGAGAGAAGCAACCAUGAGAUUGCACAAGUGCAGUCAUCAAAUCAAGUUGGUGGAAAAUCUGGGUCUUUGGAUCUCCACCACUUUGGUUCUGAAAAAGUGUUAUCCCCUAAUGCCAAUGGCUCAGUGCAUCAGCGAGACAGGGUUGUAGAAUUUGGGUCAAAGAGGUCCCUACCAUUUUGGCCAGCCUCUACAGAAAGUAACAAGCAACAUAAUCCAGGUUCCCCUCGCGCUCAAAACUUGAGUGCAAGUCACCCACAAUUAGGAAUGCAAAGGCCAAAAUCAGCCGUGGGCAUGGAUCAGAACAGGAUCAUUGUACAAUCAUUCCAUUUAAAAAAUGAAGAAGAUUUCCCACCUUUAUCCAUCUGAUAGCUGUGGAAAGCAAUGAUCUUAAUUUUUGCGGUUGAAAAGUUUGGAAAAAUAGAACAAUUAAAGCUAACAAAGCCAGCCCGAGCCUCUGCUUGUGCGAAUAUGGCUCUUUGGUAGACAUUCCAAAGCUCAAUGUCUGGAGAUUCAUUAUUUUUGUGUUUUAUUUGUCAUAGUUGUACUUUAGCAAGUAAUCCAUGUAUAGGAUUUGUUGAAUUAUGCUUUUUUUUUUUGCCAAGGUUUUGAUAUCUUUGCCAGUAGCUCUUGGCGAAAAGUGUAGGUACAGAUUGUUAUUGCUGAUUGUUCAUGUAAAUUAUACUGCAAAAAUAGUGUUAUUUGCGCAGCUGUAACGGUUUAAUUCUUCUAGUUAUGGCUAUCGAUGUGGUUCGGUGGUUGCAAUACAAUUUGAUAUCUAGCUUUGUGCUGAUGAAGGCCAUGGCCAAAGUCAGCUUCUGGGCUUAUUGCUUUUGCAAUCCCUCUCGUAACCUUUCUGGGUUAUUCUUUGUUUAGAAAAAUGAAAUUUGGCAAUAUCAUUGAGCUUUUGAGCUUGUUAAAUAAGUGAGAAAGACAAACCAAAAAGAUUACUACUUGUUUUAUCCAUCAGAUCAGAUAUUACAAGUGAUUAAACUCAAAAUAUUCUUCUUAAACGUAUGAAUUUGUCAUUUGAUGCCACAUGGUUUGUGACUUGAGACAAAUCCCACAAAGAAAAACAAA